GGCGGCCGCGGCAGGUAGGGUCGGGCGGGGCGGGGGCCCGCUCCCCCGGCCAUGGCGCAGACGGAGCCCCCGAAAGCGGUGCGGCUGUGGCGCGACGCCGCCUUGCGCGCACGGAAGCUGCGGGGCGGCCCCGGCGAGCCCGAGCCGGAGCCGGACGCGGGGCCCCCGGGGGGGCCGCCGCCGCCUCCCCCCGCCGCUGGGGGGGCCGCUGCCGCGCCUCGCCGCCCGCUCACGGCGGCGGCUCUGGGGGAGGUGGAGGCGCUGAACCUGAGCGGGCGGGGGCUGGAGGAGCUGCCCGAGGAGGUGGGCGCCGCCCUGAGCGGGUUGCGGGUGCUCAGCCUGCGGCGCAACCGACUGGGCCGCCUGCCCGCCGCUGCCCUGCGCCAACUGGGCCGCCUGGCCGAGCUCGACCUUAGCCACAACCGACUGCGGAGCUUGGGGGACGGCGGGGCGCUGGCGGAGCUGCGGGGCCUGCGCAAGCUCAGCCUCAGCCACAACGAGCUGGGCGCCGAUGGCCCGGGCCUGUCCCCCUGCCUUGCUGAGCUGGGCUGUCUCGAGGAGCUCGACCUCAGCUUCAACCGCCUCCGCCAUCUGCCCGAGGGCCUCGGACGCCUACGACACCUCCGCGCUCUAGACAUCGACCACAACCUGCUGCCCUCCUUCCCCACCCCUUUGCUGGAGCUGGCCGCCCUGGAGGAACUCGACUGCUCUGGCAACCGCCACCUUGGGGCCCUGCCCGAGGGCAUCGCUGCCCUCCACCACCUCAAGAUCCUCUGGCUGAGCGGCACUGGGCUGGCAGCCCUGCCCGAGGGCCUUUGCCAGUUGAGUGCCCUUGAGAGCCUCAUGCUGGAUGGCAACCGGCUGCAGGCCCUGCCUACCGACUUUGGCAGCCUGCAGCGCCUCAAGAUGCUGAACCUCUCCUCCAAUUUGUUGGGGGAGUUCCCUGCUGCCAUCUUGGCACUUCCCAGCCUGGAGGAGCUCUACCUGAGCCGAAACCAGCUCACCCUGUUGCCCUCUCACCUCUGUCAACUCCGCCAGCUUCGCACCCUCUGGUUGGACAACAACCGCAUCCGCUACCUGCCUGACUCCAUCGUGCUCCUCCACAGCCUGGAGGAGCUGGUCCUGCAGGGCAACCAGAUUGCCAUCCUGCCUGAGGGCUUCGGGCAGCUCUCUCGUGUCACUCUGUGGAAGAUCAAAGACAACCCCCUCAUCCAGCCACCCUAUGAGGUGUGCAUGAAAGGCAUCCCCUACAUCGCAGCCUACCAGCAAGAGCUGGCCCACUCCCAGCCUGCUCUCAAACCUCGCCUCAAGCUAGUACUCAUGGGCCUAAAGGAUGCAGGAAAGACCCUGCUGAGACAAUGCCUCAUGGAGGAGGAUGAACAGAGGGAGGAUGUGGGAAGUCUGGAGGCAGGGAGCACCCGGUCCAGAGGAUGCCCUGGGCAGCAGCAGGACACUGUGAGAGUGCCAGUUGGACAAUGUUGCCCCUUCCCAGAGCCUCAGGACAUGUCCUCUGCACGGAUACCUGCCAUGCAGCAUCUGGAACAUCUUCCCGUUGAGCAGCAGGACGUCCCUUCUCACAUGGCCUCUCACCGAUUGAAGGAGGAGAUGCUGUGCCCUGCGCUAUCUCUGCCAACGAGUGUUCCCCAGGUACCAUCAGGACUGGGUCUGUCAGCAGGCAGUAAGGGCAUUGAGGUGGUGGACUGGACAGCAGAUGUGGAGAGGGGCCUGACAUUCAUUGUGUACGAGCUGAGGGGAGACCCGAGCUAUGAUGUGAUCCAGUCUUUCUUCCUCUCUCCUGGGGCCCUGUACGUGCUGGUGGUGAAUUUGAGUGCCUAUGUCCCUCAGCACUUCUACCCCUCUGUGGGCUAUUUCUUGCACUGGCUGGGUUCCAAGGUGCCCCAUGCUGUGGUGUGCAUGGUGGGAACCCAUACUGACCUCUGUGCGGAGCGGGAGUUGGAAGAGAAGUGCCUGGACAUCCAUCACCAGAUUGCUCAGCAGGAAAAGAGGGAUGCCGAGGGGCUCCAGAACUUGGUCCAGCAAGUGGAUGAGGCUCUGGGACAGGACUUUGACCUGCGCUGCUCCAGCCCGCAUGCUGCCUUUUAUGGGGUCUCAGACAAGAACUUGCGGCGAAAGAAAGCCCAGUUUCAGUACCUUCUUAACCACCGCCCACAGAUCCUCUCUCCAGUGCUGCCUUUCAGCUGCUGGGACCGUUUCCAGGUGCGUCGCCUGCGGGACAAACUCCUCUCUGUGGCUGAGCACCGGGAUAUCUUCCCUAACCUGCACCGGGUGUUGCCCAAAUCCUGGCAAGUGCUGGAGGAGCUGCACUUCCAGCCACAAGCUCAGCAGCUGUGGCUUAGCUGGUGGGACUCUGCCCGGUUGGGCUUGCAGGCAGGCCUGACAGAGGAUCGGCUGCAGAGUGCCCUGUCCUACCUGCAUGAGAGCGGGAAGCUGCUAUACUUCGAGGAGCACCUCACCUUGCGGGAGUAUGUGUUCCACAACCUGCCGAGGCUCAUUGACAUCCUCAAUGUCUUCUGCCAGCGGGAUACCACCGUGCUGCUCCAGAAACUGCUCAGCGACACUCACAUUGACGAACUGAGGGCCACUCAGCUCCAUCAUUACGUGGAGGGCUUCUUGUUGCAUGGCCUCCUUCCUGCCCACGUUAUCCGUCUCCUCCUUAAGCCCCACGUCCAGAGCCGGGAGGAUCUGCAGCUUAUCCUGGAGCUGCUGGAGAAGAUGGGGCUCUGUUACUGUGUCAACAAACCCAAAUGCAAGCCCCUAAAUGGGGCGGCUGCUUGGUACAGGUUUCCCUGCUACAUGAAAAAUGAGGUGCCCCAUGCGGAGGCCUGGAUCAAUGGCACCAAUCUGAGUGGACAGUCCUUCGUGGUUGAGCAGCUGCAGAUUGAAUAUAGCUUUCCAUUCAUUUUCCCACCCGGUUUGUUUGCACGCUACAGCGUCCAGAUCAACAGCCACGUGGUUCAGCGGUCAGAUGGCAAAUACCAGAUUUAUGCCUACCGGGGAAAGGUGCCUGUGGUGGUGAGUUAUCGGCCUUCCAGGGGAGCUCUGCAGCCAGAUACUCUGUCUAUCGCUAGUCAUGCGUCCCUACCAAAUAUCUGGACAGCUUGGCAAGCUAUUACCCCUUUAGUGGAAGAACUGAAUGUCCUGCUCCAGGAAUGGCCGGGCCUGUACUACACUGUGCAUGUCCUCUGUUCAAAGUGCCUUAAAAGAGGGUCACCCAACCCACACACUUUCCCAGGAGAACUGCUGAGUCAGCCAAGACCUGAGGGACUGACGGAGAUCAUCUGUCCCAAGAACGGCAGCGAACGAGUUAAUGUUGCCUUGGUUUACCCCCCCACUCCUACUGUGAUCAGCCCAUGUUCCAAGUGA
Molecule: messenger RNA, 3384 nt
Organism: Colius striatus (speckled mousebird)
Lineage: Eukaryota; Metazoa; Chordata; Aves; Coliiformes; Coliidae
Gene: MFHAS1
Product: multifunctional ROCO family signaling regulator 1
Exons: 2
Coding region: 52-3384 (1110 amino acids)
Molecular function (GO): protein binding
Source: RefSeq, a predicted model, not a curated record